Paraphaeosphaeria sporulosa is the source of this 1858-nucleotide messenger RNA. Its product is annotated as T-complex protein 1. Gene Ontology annotation, cellular component: chaperonin-containing T-complex. The record is from RefSeq and is a predicted model, not a curated record. The coding region runs from base 41 to 1702 and encodes 553 amino acids. NCBI's taxonomy places the organism in Eukaryota, Fungi, Ascomycota, Dothideomycetes, Pleosporales, Didymosphaeriaceae. The transcript is spliced from 3 exons. Gene Ontology annotation, biological process: protein folding. Gene Ontology annotation, molecular function: ATP-dependent protein folding chaperone; ATP hydrolysis activity; ATP binding.
CCACACUACAACCCCUCAGAUACCCCUCCUCACGCCCAAGAUGUCUCUCUCAAUACCCAACGCCCCGAACGCCGGGCUCUUCAAGCAGGGCUACCAGAACUACGACGCGGAAGAUGGAGCAGUCAUCCGUAACAUUGACGCAUGCCGGACGAUCGCCCAGACUGUGCAGACAUCCCUCGGACCCUAUGGCCGUAACAAGAUUGUCAUAAAUCACUUGCAGAAGAUGAUAUUAACCAACGAUGCGGCCACCAUAUUGCGGGAGCUCGAGGUCAUGCACCCUGCAGCGAAACUGCUCGUCAUGGCGACGCAGCAGCAGGAGGCGGAGAUGGGAGAUGCGACAAACAUGGUCAUGAUUUUGGCUGGAGAGUUGCUGAAGAAGGCGGAGGAGCUGAUACGGAUGGGUCUUAAGACGAGCGACAUCGUGCUCGGAUACGAAAAGGCACAGAAUGCUACUCUGCAGGUCCUGGAAGAGCUUGUAUGCGACAAGGUCGAAGACAUCCGAUCACAACAGGAACUCAGCAAGGCAAUCCGCACCGUCGUAGCAGCCAAACAGUCCGGCAGCGAAGAAUUCCUCGCAGACCUCGUCGCUGAGGGUGUACUCGCCGUCCUUCCCAAGAACCCAGCCAACUUCAACGUGGACAACAUCCGGGUGGUCAAGAUCAUGGGCGGCAGCCUGGAGCAGAGCAAGGUCGUCAAGGGCAUGGUCUUCGCCCGUCAGCCCGAGGGCACCAUCCAGAAGGCUACUAAAGCGAAGGUCGGCGUGUUCUCGUGCCCCAUCGACAUUUCACAGACCGAGACCAAGGGCACAGUGCUGCUACACAACGCCAAGGAGAUGCUGGACUUCACCAAGGGCGAGGAGCAGCAGAUCGAGCAGAUUGUCAAGGAGCUCCACGAUUCUGGCCUUCGCGUGGUGGUCGCUGGCUCCACCGUCGGCGAGCUCGCCGCGCACUAUCUCAACCGGUACGGCAUCCUCGUCAUCAAGGUCCUCUCCAAGUUCGAGCUCCGCCGCCUCUGCCGCGUUGUCGGCGCCACACCGCUCGCCCGCCUGGGUGCACCCAUGCCUGACGAAAUGGGCUCCGUGGACAUCGUCGAGACCCUCGAAAUCGGUGGCGACCGUGUCACCGUCUUCAGGCAAGAGAACGACCAGACCAGGACCGCCACCCUUGUUCUCCGCGGUGCAACCCAAAACCACCUUGACGAUGUGGAGCGCGCCAUCGACGAUGGCGUCAAUGUCGUUAAGGCCAUCACCCGCGACCCGCGUCUCGUCCCCGGUGCCGGCGCAACAGAAAUGCAGCUCAUCGAGCGCAUUAAGUCGCUCGCGGACCGGACGCCCGGCCUCUCGCAGUACAGCAUCCGCAAAUAUGCCGAGGCCUUCGAGGUCAUCCCGCGCACGCUUGCCGAGUCUGCCGGGCUCGACGCCACAGAGGUGCUCGCGCGCCUGUACGUGGCGCACGGCGCGCAGAAGAAGAACGACGAGUGGACUGUUGGCGUGGACAUUGAGAACGACGAUGGAACGGGCACGCUGGACGCCAAGGACGAGGGCAUCCUGGACCUGUGGGUCAGCAAGAGCUGGGCUAUUCGGCUGGCGACGGAGGCGGCAAGGACGGUCCUGAGCGUCGAUCAAAUUAUUGUCGCGAGACAGGCGGGUGGACCCAAGAUGCCGGGCAAGGCGCAGCAGGGGAACUGGGAUAACGAUGAUUAGACGGAUUAAAAGGGGUGGAGGAGGAGCGGUAUGUGUAUAAUGAACGAUAAGCUGAAUACCAUGAGUCGAUGACACGAUCAUCGCGUUGAAAGUAAAGCAUCCGUCUUGCACCGUGUUGGCAUGAACCGAUGUAUUGAAUUGUACUGUGGUAGACAG